CUGCGAUUUUUGAAUAGCAACGGUUCCUGCAUGAUGACCGUGAAAGGCCCCAAGUCAUCGCCAGAUGCCGCGAUACAUCAUCAGAGACCACGACAACAUCUUCCGGAUAUAACCCCAUCUUCGCUCAUGUCUACAUGCCCAACCCUCCGCUCUGAUCAUUCUUUCAGAGCGGUUGGUACCCUCG
Messenger RNA from Baudoinia panamericana UAMH 10762, 184 nucleotides. RefSeq lists its product as uncharacterized. The transcript has a single exon. The record is from RefSeq and is a predicted model, not a curated record. The annotation marks the transcript as partial. Lineage: Eukaryota; Fungi; Ascomycota; Dothideomycetes; Mycosphaerellales; Teratosphaeriaceae.